AUGAUAAGUGCUAGAAAAUUGAUUCCAACAUAAAUGUAAAACAAUUGCCCAUUCAUGAAUUAANGUGUGAAUAAUAAUACAAAAGGAUAAGUUAUAAUUUAAUUAAAGGCUGAAAUUGCUUGGAGUUCAGUCACUAUUAGAGUUACCUCUACUUUAUCAGAUAAUUAAACAGGAGGAAGAAGACUUUUGGUUUAAACCACUUAUGAUCCAGUAACAGGUGAAACUGACGAAAUCACUUGUAUUAAGGCUGAAGGAAAAGAAACAUGUCCUACAUGUGAAGAGGAAACAUAAGCAAAUGGAUUUUAAAGUAAUGAUUGCAAGGAUAGUCCAGGUGACAGUUCUUCAAAUGGUUACAUAUUAGCAGGGUUCAUUACUCUAUUAAUGUUGAUUUGA
Messenger RNA from Paramecium pentaurelia, 393 nucleotides. NCBI's taxonomy places the organism in Eukaryota, Ciliophora, Oligohymenophorea, Peniculida, Parameciidae. The record is from the annotation of a GenBank genome assembly.